Molecule: messenger RNA, 1297 nt
Organism: Wyeomyia smithii (pitcher-plant mosquito)
Lineage: Eukaryota; Metazoa; Arthropoda; Insecta; Diptera; Culicidae
Product: general odorant-binding protein 99a-like
Exons: 2
Coding region: 92-529 (145 amino acids)
Biological process (GO): sensory perception of smell
Molecular function (GO): odorant binding
Source: RefSeq, a predicted model, not a curated record
AUUAGACAAAAGUCUGUCUCGGUGACCGGGACGCGUUCGUUGGCCAGCUGAAAUCUUGCAUUUAACAGAGGAUAACCAGAGAGGGAACAACAUGCAAAUUGAGUGCAUUUUACUGAUGACCGUUCUGAUUGCUGGUGUCACCGCGAGCUGGCGGAUACAGACGGUCGAUGACCUUCUGCGCAAUCGGAAUAAAUGCAUCAAAAUACUGGAUAUCGGUGACGGACUGGCGGAGGAGUUUGGAUUUUUCGAUUUCGCUGACCAAGAUCAAGCUAAAUGCGUAAUCAAAUGCAUUAUGAAUAGGAUGGGCUUGUUCAACGAUAAACGGGGCCCCCACGUGGGACGUCUGCUGAAGCAAAUGAAGUUCGCUUCACUCUCCAGUACCAAAGAGAUUCGUGAGGAAAUACUGCAGUGCGUGUAUCAGGACAUGGAAAUGGAUCCGCAGGAAGGUUGUGAAAGGGCCUAUGCUCUGUAUCAAUGCAUUCAGAACAGUAAUCUGAUGCUGAUGAAAGCGCCAGAUUCGAAGACGUGAUCGAUCAGCUAUAAGGGCGGUACACUCCGGAAAAGUGUGUCAUCAUUUAAUACAUAAUAACAUCACGUAGUUGUAAGUGCGGUGGAUUCCUUUAACUUGAUAAGCAGUGUACGCAUAAUUGCUCCUUUGUGAUAGUCGGGUCGAUCACGCCACACUGCGACUAUUAUCACCAACUGGUAGGAUGCUGGCAGCAAGAGUCACGCGAGCAGGACGUCGCUGUGGUCUGCCAACUUAUGCAGGAUUAUAUUUGUUAGCAAAAACUCGGUGUUUUACAGGAGUACUGUGCAAACUGUGCAGAUAAUUGAAACAAUCAAAUUGACGAUCAGGCGUAGAUGAGCUAUAAAACCGUAACUCUUAAUAAACGGGAGAAGCCAUUGUUUUGUUUUGUGUUGUUGAUAAUAGCGAAAAAUCAACAUCUUUUUAUUAUCUAUGAAUGAGUGGUAAAUAAAAUUCCUCUCUUUUACUCUCGGUGUAUUUUCUGAAUAAAAUAGCUAUGUUUAUGAACAUUGCAUCCUACUGAUAUGGUUUACAUGAAAAUAACUUUGGAGUCUAUAGUUUGGCAAUUGACUUUCUAAUAAUUAUGGUUUACUACACCAAUACAUAGCACUACAUCAAAACAUAUUGAAUAGUACUAAUUAUAUAGUUAUUCGGUGUUUAUUUUUUGAAAUAUUCUGCAAAUUGAAAAACAGCAAGUACAAAACAUUACCCACGAUGAUUUAAACACAAUGUGAAAUAUACAAUACAUUACUAGUAAAUAUUAAGAAGUUA